CCCCCCUAAACCCUAGCCCGUCCGCCCGCAUCGCCGCCAUGGUCGGCCCGUCCGGCCACGCCGCUUCCUCGUCCUCCUCGUCUUCGUCGUCGUCCCGCAGCUUCAUGCUCGACGAGCGGUUCUACAGCCCGCCUCACGUCCGGCGCCAGCAGAUGCUGCUGCUGCAACAGCAGCAGGGGCAGCAGCAGGGCCAGGGGAAACGCCCGCCCUCGCCGUCGACGGCUCCCAGGACGGCGAGGCAGAAGCAGCCUCCUCCGGCUCCGGCUCCGGCGCAGGCGGAGGCGCCGGUGCCGGCGCCGGCGAAGGAGGCGGAGAGACGGGUGGACGCCGGCGUUUCCCCGUCGGUGCCGUCAAAGCCGUCGGUGUCGGCGUCCUCCCCUGCCGUGAAGCCACCGCCGCCGGCGACCGCAUCGGCGGCGCCGGUGCCGGACCCAGCGGGGGUGGAGGAGGAGGAGGCGGGGAAUCUGGAGAGGUUCCUCAGUUCCACCACGCCCUGCGUGCCGGUCCAGUACUUGCCCAAGACAAGCAUAAGAGGAUGGAGGAGUGGUGAUGCUAUGAAGUCAUCACCAUAUUUUUUCCUUCGAGAUCUCUGGGAAGCUUUCAAUGAAUGGAGUUUUUAUGGGGCUGGCGUCCCCCUCAUGUUAAAUGGCAAGGAUUCUGUCGUACAAUAUUAUGUGCCGUAUCUCUCUGCUAUACAGCUCUAUGCAGACCCAUCAAGGCUUUCAACAAGGAUCAGGCAUCCUUGGGAGGAAAGUGAUGAGGAAUCUAUGGAUACUAGCAGCGAAAGUAGCAGUGGAACUGAUGGUGAUCAAUUAAGAGGUUUGGAGAAUGGUGGCUUUCAAAGGGAGGAUGGUGAAUCGCAUUUACCAUCCACUCGUCCAUUAUUCGAGUAUCUUGAGAAGGAUCCACCUUAUGGUAGAGAACCUUUGACAGACAAGGUAUCUAUUCUUUCAAGGAAGUUCCCGGAGUUAAUGUCAAUCAGAAGCUGUGAUCUUCUGCCAACUAGCUGGAUGUCUGUUGCAUGGUACCCUAUAUAUAAAAUCCCUACUGGACCAACGCUCAAGGAUCUCGAUGCAUGUUUCUUGACAUUUCAUUACCUUUCAACAGCGACACCUUCCAGGGAUGCUGACCCUAGUGCACCGGCCUGCCCUCCUGGGGGCAUCAACCGCUGCAUGAACGCAGCCGGUCAGCUAACAUUGCCUGUCUUUGGACUGGCACCGUACAAGUUGCGGAGUUCUGUUUGGUCGUUGGAUGGGCCUCACGAGCAGCAGCUCGCAGCCGCGCUGAUGCAGGCAGCAGAUGACUGGCUCCGGGACCGACAAGUGUAUCACCCAGAUUUCCGGUUCUUCCUUACACACUACAACACCAUAUGGAGAUAACAAGGUGAUGCUUACCCCCCCUUUGUAAAUGGUUUGUGAGCGUUUUUUUCUGUUGUCGGCUGAGCCGGGGCUACCUGUAACACUAUAUGUUGACGUACAGUCGUGUGACGUAGCGUUUACACUUCUGAACUUUCUGUAUCAGUCAUCGGCUUGACGCCAGACAGCGAAUCUGUAACGUCUCAGGUAAACCUUGUGUUGUAGGUAAACUUUUGUGAGGAGGAAUAAAUAUCAUAGUGGAGAAAUGUAGAACAAAAAAAAUAGCUUGUGCAAACUUUUGUUGUUUAGAUUUGAGAAGGAAAAGGAAAACCUUAUCUGUGCA
Molecule: messenger RNA, 1698 nt
Organism: Oryza brachyantha (malo sina)
Lineage: Eukaryota; Viridiplantae; Streptophyta; Magnoliopsida; Poales; Poaceae
Exons: 6
Coding region: 39-1379 (446 amino acids)
Source: RefSeq, a predicted model, not a curated record